GGCAACGCUGCCAGCUUCGCCAGGACCCCGCCCCGCGGGCGGCUGAGGGGCUGCCUGAAGCCCGGCCUCGCCGCUCCCGCCUCAGGCGCCCGCCGCGGACAACCCCGCCGUCCGCCCGGGCCCUGUCGGCGCGCGGCGGCGGGGCGGGGCCUGCCUUAAAGGCGCCGCGCGUCGGAAAUGGCGGCGCGGUGGCUGUGGCUGCUGGCGCUCUGCACCGGGCCCGCCGCCGCCCCGCCGCCCCCCGACGCCGAGGUGACGUUCGUCCUGCCCGCCGGCCGCCGGGAAUGCUUCUACCAGGGCGCGCCCGGGAACGCCUCCCUGGAGGCCGAGUACCAGGUGAUCGGUGGGGCCGGGCUGGAUGUCGACUUUUCCCUGGAGAGUCCCUCGGGGCUGCUGCUGGUCAGCGAGUCCCGCCGCUCCGACGGGGCGCACACCGUGGAGCCCACCGAGGCCGGCGACUACAAGCUCUGCUUCGACAACUCCUUCAGCACCAUCUCGGAGAAGCUGGUGUUCUUCGAGCUCAUCUUCGACAGCGCCCAGGAGGAGGAGGAGGAAGAGGAGGAGGAGGAGGAAGGCGACGGCUGGGUGGAGGCGGCGGAGCCCGAGGACACGCUGGACGUCAAAAUCGAGGACAUCAAGGUGCGGAUGAGGUUCGACGAGGCCGAGCGUGAGGUCCUGCGGCUGGGCCGGUAUCCUUACCGGCCGGGGAUGAAGGCAUCGGAGCCACCCCGUGGAGGAGGAAGAGCCGGACACGAGCCGGCGACGCGUGCCGGUAGCCUGGGAAUCCAACCGCCUCCCGGGCGGCAUCACCGGCAGCGUGGCCGGCAGGGCAAGGGAGGGGAUUCUGCCCCUCGAGUCCAGCGAGACCCCCCCGGCAGUCCUGCGUUUGGAUUCAGCAGCAUUGGGUUGACGGUCGGACUCGAUGAUCUUAAAAGUCUUUUCCAACCUAAAUUAUUCCGUAAUUCUGCUCCCAGCUCUGGGGUGCUCAGCAGAGGAAGGAGAGGGACCUGCGGGAGCGGGUCCGGAGGAGCCCGCGGAGCUGAUCCGAGGGCUGGAAGAGUUGGGGGUGUUCAGCCCGGAGGGGAGAAGGCUCCGGGAAGACCUUCUUGCACCUCGCGGUGCUGCCCAGAAAGACGGGGACAGACUCUUUCGGCGGGCCGGCAGCGCCGGGACAAGGGGGAAGGGUUUUCGGCUAAAAGAGGGGCGAUUCGGCCCGGCUCUAGGGAGGAAAUUCUUCCCGCCGAGGGGGGUGAGGCCCUGGCAGAGGCUGCCCAGGGAGGGGGUCGAUGCCCCGUCCGUCCCUGGGACCCUUCGGGGCCGGGCUGGCCGGGGCUCUGAGCACCCUGACCUCGGUGAAGACGGCCCCGCUCGUGGCAGGGGGGGUUGGACGGGCUGAGCUCCAAGCGUCCCUUCCCACCCAAACCGUCCCGGGAUUCCCUGAGGAGGCAGCGGAGAUCGGCACGUCCGACCGGUGCCUCCCUUUCCGU
This is a messenger RNA of Aquila chrysaetos chrysaetos, 1487 nucleotides long. RefSeq names its product transmembrane p24 trafficking protein 1 (gene TMED1). Bases 178 to 1338 code for a protein of 386 amino acids. Gene Ontology annotation, biological process: intracellular protein transport; Golgi organization; endoplasmic reticulum to Golgi vesicle-mediated transport. Gene Ontology annotation, cellular component: endoplasmic reticulum; COPII-coated ER to Golgi transport vesicle; Golgi apparatus. NCBI's taxonomy places the organism in Eukaryota, Metazoa, Chordata, Aves, Accipitriformes, Accipitridae. The record is from RefSeq and is a predicted model, not a curated record. The transcript has 3 exons.